CUGCUCUGCUCCUCACACACACACACACACACACACAGUGAGUGAGGAGGACGCAGAGAAGGAAAGAUGUCCGGCCUCACGCUGCUGUUGUCCGCCUCUGUGACUGUGUGUCUGCUGUGGAGCGGCGGCCGCGGGGCGCUGGUGCUGCGGGACGCGCUGGAGCGAGGCCCGGUCAGUCUGAACGACAUGUUCCGGGAGGUGGAGGAGCUGAUGGAGGACACUCAGCAUAUCCUGGAGGAGGCGGUGGACCAGAUAAAUACGGAGAGCGCCAAAUCGUCUCUAACGUCACCCAACCUGCGUCCCAUGUUCAGCAACGGAACUGCGGUGGUGGUCAAGAAUAAUGGACACAGAGCUACCCAGGUCCUGAAUAGGAUGGACGAGGAAACAGAUAACACAACUGGAGACACUCGUCUGUCACACGUGGAGGAUUCUGGUCCAUGGAACAGCGUGGAUCACGAAUGCAUGGUGGACGAGGACUGUGGGGACCUCAGUUACUGUCUGUACGAGAUUCACAGCUCCAAGUGUCUGCCCUGUUUAAUCACUGACAUGCCCUGCAGUAAAGACGAGGAGUGCUGCUCGGAUCAGAUGUGUGUGUGGGGCCAGUGCACGGUCAACGCCACCAGAGGGACAGAGGGGACGAUCUGUCAGGGACAGAACGACUGCAGGGACGACCUCUGCUGCGCCUUUCAACGAGAGCUUUUAUUUCCAGUGUGUAACCCCAAACCAGGGAAGGGGGAGUCCUGUCUCAACUACCCCAACCUGUUGAUGGACAUGCUGGCCUGGGACGAGGAGGUGCCGCGUGACCACUGCCCCUGUGCCGAACACCUCCAGUGCCAACCUCAUGGACGCAGAUCUAUUUGUUUGGAGUUGACUGAAGAAUGACAAUCGUGAGGAGGUUUAUUUUGUACGAUAAUUAUUUUAUAUUAAACGUCAUAUUCCUGUCCUGAAGGACACGGGUCUACAUGUUGCACUGUUAUUUAUCUGUAUGUGUAAAUCAUGACGGAAAUAAAAGACUGGUUUCUUUUUGUAAGAAGAAAAGAAACGGAA
Solea solea (common sole) is the source of this 1047-nucleotide messenger RNA. RefSeq names its product dickkopf WNT signaling pathway inhibitor 3b (gene dkk3b). Gene Ontology annotation, cellular component: extracellular region. NCBI's taxonomy places the organism in Eukaryota, Metazoa, Chordata, Actinopteri, Pleuronectiformes, Soleidae. The record is from RefSeq and is a predicted model, not a curated record. Gene Ontology annotation, biological process: negative regulation of canonical Wnt signaling pathway; multicellular organism development. Gene Ontology annotation, molecular function: receptor antagonist activity; co-receptor binding. The transcript is spliced from 7 exons. The coding region runs from base 67 to 882 and encodes 271 amino acids.